AUGCAAGCUGCCACUAGGAAGUUUCUUCGCAAUGAACGACAAAAGAAAUCAUCAGAUGACUCCAAAACUGUUGGAACCUUUGAGCAUUUGAAUUUCGAUGCUUUACCCCUACAUAUGGAUACAGAAGAUCAGGUCACGCGACAAAAUAUGAAAGUACCGGAGUCACCAUCACAUGUCAAAUCCGGAUCAAUUGCAUCCCACCGUAUUUCUAUGCCGGAAACUAGGACCAUUCAAUUCCUCACAUGGGAUGCUGAUAUGAAAGAAUUCAGUCCUAAGAUAAAGAAAAGACGAUAUGACAAGGAAGAACGCGUAAAAGUUGCAGCUAAUAGAGGUUUUGCAUGUGCUCGGCAUAGAAGACAGAAGAUGAAGUGUGAUCCUGAAAGAUGUUCAAGAAACAAACAACGGUUGAGUAGUUUAGAGAAUAUGGCUGCAAAAGUCGACGCCCAGUCGACCCUACAUAAACGACAUUCUUCCUUCAUUCCAGACCCCGAAACUGCCAGUCAGAUAAACACCACGAUAGAUCCCGAGACAUUCACGUUAAACUCGACACCUUCUUCAGAUCCACCACCAAGAUGGACCACAUCUUCUUUCGUUGAUCCUGCAACACUUUAUAAGUUAGAAGGCUUCCAUACGAGUGCUCAAUCAUUGGAUUUUCCUACACCUUCCCUCGAAUUUAGUUCGAGAUCACAUGACUCAAUUGGAUCCGUUCUAUCCACAAGUUCAGACAUGAACUUUCUUGCUGGCUAUGAUGGAAUGAAUUUCGAUAUCUCCAGCUACGAGACAUAUCCAUGGUGGCCACGAAAUGAUCAUUUCGACCCUGCCGGUUCUACCUUCAAUGAUUUCAUGCCAAUUGAUCAAACUGUCACAGUGUCAAAUACUUCACAAAUGGAGACAUUCGAACUCCAGGAUAAACAGGCCUCUACAUUUGAACAACCUCUAAUAGAACCUCCACAACAAUUAAUUUGGUCUCAUGAUGUAAUCGUCCCAGAACCAAACUAUAUAAUAGAAUCCGACUCCACUCCACUCCGCCCAUCAUCAAGUCCAAUGGAAAACACAACAACUUUAGUGGAUGAAAGCCGUCACUGUCAACAGGAUCUGAUGGAAUGGGAUGCAGCUCGUCCAUCGAGCGUUACUCAAGGAUACUUCUGCAAUAACCAAGUGAAACCAUUAACAGAUGAAGAGAAGAGAACAUUAAUUAAAUGGUGGGGUAGAGAUAGAUCGUCCGAACAGCAAGAGAGUAUUCGUGGUAGACAGAACUCAUACGGAAGCCAACCAUCAAAUGGUGAUAUGGCUGGAGUUGAGACUCAAUCUGGUACGGGUGUUGGAAAGAAGGCGAGCCUUAGGGAAAAGGUCAAGACUGCUACGGUUCAUGUACCACCGUUUCCUAGGAGCUUGUUUAGAAGUCGUUCGGCAGGAAAAGAGAAGAAGCCUUAG
Molecule: messenger RNA, 1434 nt
Organism: Sclerotinia sclerotiorum 1980 UF-70
Lineage: Eukaryota; Fungi; Ascomycota; Leotiomycetes; Helotiales; Sclerotiniaceae
Exons: 2
Coding region: 1-1434 (477 amino acids)
Source: RefSeq, a predicted model, not a curated record